AUGUUGUUAUUCCAUGGCAUACCAGAGAAGAAGCAGGAAGACUGCUCUCAGGCUGUGUCGAAGGUGGUUGCCGAUGUCAUCAAAGCUGUAUUAAGAGGUGUCACAGAAUGGGGCGUUCUUCUCUUUCAACCAACAAACCUCGACCUAUUCUUGUCAAGUUGCAAAAGAGCAUGUUAUAACAUCUUUAUGACAUUGCGAGAAAAGCUCAGAAUUGAUAGAUGCUGGACUAGGGAGGUACACGUUUUCGUUUUUGGUCAAGAUAACACUCGACAUCGCAUCACUGACCUAGCGGAUCUCCAAGUUAUCGAAUCAGCUAUGCCUAAGACGGUUGUUACUUCGAAGAUUGCACCGAAAACAAAGCGGGCUGCUAUCGCGAAGAAAUAG
Messenger RNA from Diatraea saccharalis (sugarcane borer), 384 nucleotides. The record is from the annotation of a GenBank genome assembly. NCBI's taxonomy places the organism in Eukaryota, Metazoa, Arthropoda, Insecta, Lepidoptera, Crambidae.